GUUGCGUCACGGGGAUUGAGGUCACGUGGGGGGAAGAUGGCGGACGCGGACGAGGAGUUGAUGCUGCUGAGUGUGGGCGACCUGCCCGUCCGCGGCUACGGCCUCAUGGAGGAGAUCCGCCGCCAGGGGAAGCUCUGCGACGUCACCCUCAGGGUUGGUGAUCACAAAUACAGUGCGCACCGCAUCGUGCUGGCAGCAUCCAUUCCAUACUUCCAUGCCAUGUUCACAAACGACAUGAUUGAAUGUAAGCAGGACGAGAUCGCCAUGCAGGGGAUGGACCCAAGUGCCCUGGAAGCGCUUAUUAACUUUGCCUACAACGGCCGACUGGCCAUCGACCAACAGAAUGUGCAGUCGUUGCUGAUCGGUGCCAGUUUCCUGCAACUACAGAAUGUAAAGGAUGCGUGCUGUACCUUCCUGAGAGAGAGGCUGCACCCGAAGAACUGCCUGGGCGUGCGCCAGUUUGCGGAGACGAUGAUGUGCACCGUCCUGUACGACUCGGCCAACAGUUUCAUCCACCAGCACUUUGUGGAGGUGUCCAUGUCCGAGGAGUUCCUGGCCUUGUCCUUCGAGGAAACGUUGGAACUGGUCGCCCGAGACGAGCUCAAUGUGAAGUCUGAAGAGCAGAUGUUCGAAGCUGUCCUUGCUUGGGUACGGUUUAAUCGUGAAGAUCGGGAGAGCUGCCUGCCUCAGCUGCUCAGCAAAGUACGCCUCCCCCUCUGCCGACCGCAGUUCCUCACCGACAGAGUCCAGCAGGAUGACCUCGUCCGGUGCUGUCACAAGUGCAGGGAUCUUGUUGACGAGGCCAAGGACUACCACCUAAUGCCGGAGCGCAGACCGCACCUGCCGUCCUUCAAAACACGGCCUCGGUGUUGCACUUCCAUCGCUGGUUUGAUCUACGCCGUGGGAGGUCUCAACUCUGCUGGCGACUCCUUGAACGUGGCGGAGGUGUUCGACCCGAUCGCCAACCACUGGGAGCGUUGUCAGGAGAUGGUGACGUCUCGGAGCCGCGUUGGCGUGGCCAUGGUCAACGGCCUCUUGUACGCAAUAGGCGGCUUUGACGGGCAGUCGCGGUUGAGCACGGUGGAAGUCUACAAUCCCGAGGCGGACACUUGGACCAAAGUGGCCAGCAUGAACAGUAAGCGCAGUGCGAUGGGGACAGCCGUGAUGGACGGGCACAUCUACGUCUGUGGUGGCUACGACGGCAUUGCCUCCCUCAAUUCCGUGGAGUGCUACACCCCGGAAUCUGACAAAUGGGUAAACGUGACUCCAAUGAGUGCUUGUCGUAGUGCAGCAGGAGUCACCGUCUUUGAGGGGAGGAUCUAUGUUUCUGGAGGGCACGACGGGCUGCAGAUAUUUAACACGGUGGAAUGCUACAACCACCACACCGCCAUCUGGUACGCGGCGGCCAACAUGCUGAACAAGCGCUGCCGCCACGGGGCCGCGUCGCUGGGCAGCCAGAUGUACGCCUGCGGCGGGUACGAUGGCUCGGGCUUCCUCAGCAUCGUGGAGGUGUACAGCUCCCCCUCGGACCAGUGGUGCCCCCUGGUGCCCAUGAACACCCGCCGCAGCCGGGUCUCCCUGGUGUCCAACUGCGGCCGCCUCUACGCCAUCGGCGGCUACGACGGCCAGUACAACCUCAACUCCAUGGAGAUGUACGACGCCGAGACCAACCGCUGGACGUUCAUGGCCCCCAUGGUGUGCCACGAGGGAGGGGUCGGCGUGGGGUGCAUACCCCUCCUCAGCGCAUAAUUUCCCCCGUCCCCCCGGACUCAGUAGCUGUGUCAAAUCAACGCAACAUCCGUGGGCUGGCGGCUGUCCUUCCACCGUUACGGCAAACUCACCACAAAGACUGGUCAAUGUUUCUUGUUCUUACUGGUCAUCAGUGUUCAGUCUGCAGCCAUCCAUUUAGCUCACAUAAUAAAUCCCCCACAGAUCUCGAUUUUUUAAAAAAGAUAUCCAAAUAUUAACUUAUUAUUAAAACAAAAAUUCACUCGUUAAUCAAAGGCAGAGCAUCUGUAAAAUCCUCAAACUAGAUGGACACAGAGUGCUGGAGUAACUCAGCGGGUCAGGCAGCAUCUGUGGAGAACAUGGAUAGGUGACGUUUCACAGAGUGCUGGAGUAACUCAGCGGGUCAGGCAGCAUCUGUGGAGAACAUGGAUAGGUGACGUUUCACCGAGUGCUGGAGUAACUCAGCGGGUCAGGCAGCAUCUGUGGAGAACAUGGAUAGGUGACGUUUCACAGAGUGCUGGAGUAACUCAGCAGGUCAGGCAGCAUCUGUGGAGAACAUGGAUAGGUGACGUUUCACAGAGUGCUGGAGUAACUCAGCGGGACAGGCAGCAUCUGUGGAGAACAUGGAUAGGUGACGUUUCACCGAGUGCUGGAGUAUCUCAGCGGGUCAGGCAGCAUCUGUGGAGAACAUGGAUAGGUGACGUUUCACCGAGUGCUGGAGUAACUCAGCGGGUCAGGCAGCAUCUGUGGAGAAAAGGAAUCGGUGACGUUUUCGGGUCGGGACCCUCCUUCAGACUGACAGUCGUGGGAGAGGGAAACUAGGUAUGAAAAUGUACAGAAUCACGGCCGGCACCGAUGACUAAAGAGCCCACACUGGUCCAUUGUUGGCUGCGGAGGAGGUGGUAGCGAGGGGACACGAACGGUAAAACUAGCAGGACGAGUUUUCUCAAACUAGAUGGGGCUGUGUAUUAACCGGAACAAGGAACUGCAGACGCUGGUUUACAAGUAAAAUGACUCAAAGAGCUGGAGUAAUUCAGCAGGUCAGGCAGCGUCUUUGGAGAACAUGUUACUUGGACACGCUCGUCAUCAGUGUUCAGUCUGCAGAUGUUUAAAGGGGGUAGGCACAAAAUGCUAGAGUAACUCUGGGUCAGGCUGCAUCUCUGGAGAAAAAAGAUGGGUGAUGGGUCGGGACAGAACCAUUCUUCAGGCAAUUGAUGUUUCAGAUGCCUCACAGCAACUCUAGACCUGGGCUCAAUCCUGACCUUGGGUGCUGUCUGUGUGGAGUUUGCACAUUCUCUCCAUGACUGUGUGGGUUUUCUCCGGGUGCUCCAGUUCCCCCACCCCCCCCCCCCACACAUCCCAAAGACGUGCGGCCUCUGUAAAUUGCCCCUCGUUUGUAGGGAGUCGUAGAAUGAUACAGUGUGGAAACAGGCCCUUCGGCCCAACUCGCCCACACCGGCCAACAAUAUCCCAGCUACCCUAGUCCCACUUGCCUGCGCUUGGUCCAUCACCCUCCAAACCUGUCCUAUCCAUGUAAAUGGGAUAGCAUAGAACUAGUGUGUACGGGUGGUCGGCGUGGGAUGAAGGGCCUGUUUCUUGGCUGCAUCUCUGAAACUAACAAAAGACAUCCCUGAUAAAUCACAAUUUUUAAAAAAACAUUCAAAUAUCUCGGACUGGGGAAGUGGGUCGCGGCCUAAAACGUCACCUAUCCAUAUGCAGAACCAGGGGCCACAGUUUUAAGAAUAAGGAGUAGGCCAUUUAGAACGGAGACGAGGAAACACUUUUUCUCCCAGAGAGUUGUGAGUCUGUGGAAUUCUCUGCCUCAGAGGGCGGUGGAGGCCGGUUCCCUGGAUACUUUCAAGAGAGAGCUAGAUAGGGCUCUUAAAGAUAGCGGAGUCAGGGGAUAUGGGGAGAAGGCAGGAACGGGGUACUGAUUGGGGAUGAUCAGCCAUGAUCACAUUGAAUGGUGGUGCUGGCUCGAAGGGCCGAAUGGCCUACUCCUGCACCUAUUGUCUAUUGUCUAUUGUCAUUGUCAUGUUCUCCAGAGAUGCAGCCUGACCCGCUGAGAGACUCCAGCACUCUGUGUUUGUUUUUCAUUGUUACGGAUGAGUUGCUUCCCCUUCAGCAUCAGAAUCUCUCUGGGGGUGAUAUAGAACUAGUUGCUACAUUAGGGCCUCCCGUUCCCCCAAACCAUCAUCUGUCUGUCCUGGGCUCCUUCGCUGGUGGGCAGGUGAUUGUCCAAGACGUGCGUUUGGCUCGUCACUUGUACAAGUAUCCGAUUAUACAUUCCGAGGACCAUGGUUACAGGCUGUGAUUUUCCGGCCACCCUUGCUUCCAGAACCUUUGGAUUAUCCGAUUUGCCGGACCAGCAGAGGUCACGGCCUCCAAGAGGAGUCCAACGGUACCGGAAUGUUCGGCCUAGGCCGCUGGGGACGAACUGGCCCGUAAAGUCGGCUAUGGGAGUUCUUGAGUCCCGGCCGCGGGGAGGGGGGCAAAUUCGAUCAGCCGCGGACUUCCCGAUGAGAUCGAGAUCAGCCUCACCUUACCCGGCCUGGGCGGGGCGAUUUCAAGUGCGCUCUCUGAAUUUUGUCCGGAUUAUAGGAGGCUCUGGACCACCAGUUGCUGGGAAAUGGGUGGUGGGCCUGGAUUUAGUGCACUCUGCUGCUGUCUCAGACCCAGAUAAAAAUAAUUUGCACAUUUCAUCUCAUCGUUAUUGAUUUUGUUUUCCCCAGUUGCGAUCCUUUCGUUCCUCCCAGCUCUCUCCAAGUUCACCCGCUGUUUGUCCUUUGGAGCUUCUGACGAGACCGUCGGUGUUUACAGCAACAAUCAUGAUGAUGAACGUGGUUCCUUUCCGUGCUUGUUAGAGUCAUGUCAAGAGUGAAUCACUGAUUUUUUUAAAGAAGGAACUGCAGAUGCUGGAAAAAUUGAAAGGUAGACGAGAAUGCUGGAGAAACUCACCUGGUGAGGCAGCAUCUAUGGAGAGAAGGAAAUAGGCGACUUCACCUCCAUAGAUGCUGCCUCACCCGCUGAGUUUCUCCAGCAUUUGUGCCUACCGAUUAGGAUUAGUCAGUGGCUGUGACACUUCUCCGGAAGGGCCUGUGUAUAGUUUGCUGUGUAGACAUUUGAGCCGGGUAUUUGCUGGAGUGUGGAAGAGUAUAACACUAUGAUGCAAUAGACAAUAGGUGCAGGAGUAGGCCAUUCAGCCCUUCGAGCCAGCACCGCCAUUCAAUGUGAUCAUGGCUGAUCAUCCCCAAUCAGUACCCCGUUCCUGCCUUCUCCCCAUAUCCCCUGACUCUGCUAUAUUUAAGAGCCCUAUCUAGCUCUCUCUUGAAAGCAUCCAGAGAACCUGCCUCCACGACCCUCUUGAGGCAUAGAAUUCCACAGAGCUCCAUGAGUUCAAUUGACUAGAGAGAGAGAGAGAGAUGAAUUGUUUAAGAAGGAACUGCAGAUGCUGGAAAAAUCGAAGGUAGACAAAAAUGCUGGAGAAACUCAGCGGGUGAGGCAGUAUCUAUGGAGCAAAGGAAAUAGGCGACGUUUCGGGUCGAGACCCUUCUUCAGACUGAUGUGGGGGUGGGGGGGGGGG
Molecule: messenger RNA, 5311 nt
Organism: Leucoraja erinaceus (little skate)
Lineage: Eukaryota; Metazoa; Chordata; Chondrichthyes; Rajiformes; Rajidae
Gene: klhl18
Product: kelch-like family member 18
Exons: 10
Coding region: 37-1749 (570 amino acids)
Molecular function (GO): protein binding
Source: RefSeq, a predicted model, not a curated record